AUGGCAGGGUCUUCGGUAGGAGCUUUGCCAUCAGCUGUCUCCUGGACCUGCCGCCAGUGUCGAAUACACAACAAACUCCAACCUGGACUUCGCCUUCAAUCGUUUCAACAUGGAAUAUCCCAUCGAAACUUCUCUACGUCUAAACUGUCCUCCGAAGAAACCCAAAUUCGCGCCGCGCCUGAGAUAGAUUUCGAGAAUCCCACGUCUGUACCUGCCCGGAUAUUGCCUGCAUCUCCUUCAUAUUUCACUGCAUCGCCGAAAUUCAACGACCACAUCCUCCUUCUACAGUCGCUUGUUAAGAAGCACGGUUCGUUGCCUACGUCUCCGCCAGACCAAACUCCACGGGCAGUGUGGAUGAAACUUGGUCAAUACCGCACUUCGAUCGGAGAGAAAAUUGCUGCCUCGAAAUACACCAAGGUCCUGCUUCUUUUGUCUCGAUUGAACAAAAUACAUCCACGAGUUCGUCCGAAGGAGGUGAAGCAAAUACUUGAUCGAUUCCGACGUCCAGGAGCGGAGGAGGUUCAGAAAGCCAAACCUGGAAAAAUCGAUGAAUAUGGACGAGCAGUUGGAAUGGGACGGAGAAAAGAGUCGUCAGCGAAAGUCUAUCUUGUUGAAGGUACGGGACAAGUCCGGGUCAAUGGGCGCAGCCUUGUGCAGGCGUUCCCUCGGCUGCACGACAGGGAGAGCGCAAUGUGGCCGUUGAAAAUCACCCAGAGGAUGGAUAAGUACAAUGUGUUUGUACUCACGUCAGGCGGGGGCGUUACUGGCCAAGCCGAGUCCAUCACGUUGGGACUGGCCAAGGCGUUGCUGGUACACGAGCCAGCUUUAAAACCAGCUCUCCGACGAGCCGGUUGUGUCACAUCGGAUAAGAGACGUGUCGAACGAAAAAAGCCUGGCCGGCUAAAGGCAAGAAAGAGGCCUACCUGGGUCAAACGAUGA
Messenger RNA from Rhinocladiella mackenziei CBS 650.93, 939 nucleotides. RefSeq lists its product as uncharacterized. The record is from RefSeq and is a predicted model, not a curated record. NCBI's taxonomy places the organism in Eukaryota, Fungi, Ascomycota, Eurotiomycetes, Chaetothyriales, Herpotrichiellaceae. The transcript has 2 exons. Gene Ontology annotation, cellular component: ribosome; mitochondrial small ribosomal subunit. Gene Ontology annotation, biological process: translation. The coding region runs from base 1 to 939 and encodes 312 amino acids. Gene Ontology annotation, molecular function: structural constituent of ribosome; RNA binding.